Messenger RNA from Bipolaris oryzae ATCC 44560, 249 nucleotides. RefSeq lists its product as uncharacterized. The transcript has a single exon. The record is from RefSeq and is a predicted model, not a curated record. The annotation marks the transcript as partial. Lineage: Eukaryota; Fungi; Ascomycota; Dothideomycetes; Pleosporales; Pleosporaceae.
CACGACCUAACUCUCAGGAUCGAAAAAGUUCUGAAUAUAAAUGUACUAUUUUGGGGAUUAGUCAUCAAAAAUACCUCCAGCCUUCCUAGCUCAGUGGUAGAGCGCGUCACUAGUAAUGACGAGGUCGUCAGUUCAAUUCUGGCGGAAGGCAUUCUUUUUGCCACACAGGGCUGGUCCUCCCCACAAACCACCAUCAUGCAACUUUUUGGGCAAUAUGAGCACAGUCAUUUUUAUCUACACCGUUAUUGA